CGGGACGACCCGCGUACCCCUAGAAACACGUACCCCCUCUCGCCCAAUCCCUACUUUCUGUUAGCAGAAGCAAACAAGUCGAUCACGGACAGGAAGUUCGACCGCGCACUAGAGCUGCUCGGCGCGGCUUGCGACCGGGACGAAGAGUGCACAGCCAACUGCAGUGGGGGAAUGUGCGCGCAGGCCUGGUACAGCCGGGGAAUUGCGCACCUGGGACGGUAUGGGAAGGACGAGACUGAGCACGACUCCGCGUGCGAAAAGGUCUUUCCGAAAGCGAUCAGGAUUAUUACCGAAAAAUGUGCUCAAGAUUUGCACGUGGCGCUCAUGGAGGUCGUCAGAGGAAAAAACAUCGACUGCACAAAGGAGAAGCUCGCACAAGAAUACAAUCAUCAAUAUGCGACAAAAAAUCCGUGUAUGCCGUAAACUGUCCUUGUAUAAUACCACCAGCCCCUCAACAUCGCACUGCAUGAUAAAACAUUGCACCCGAAUGUAGAUCUCCUGUGUCCGAAGCUGCUUGCGGCGACGGCGAAAAGUUUUCAGUUUCACUCAGUUGCAGGACGGUAUGCAUGAAAAGGCCAUGUAAUUUUUCACAAACGGCGAGACGCCCCCACUCUCUUGCAAAUUUGGCCUCGGCAUUUUGAUUUAUGUCUGUUCACUCCGUCACUUGGCAUUAAGAUAUGUCUGUUCACUCCGUCAUUUAGCGUGAAUGUCAAUUUUUUUCAUUCUGUUCCGCGACCUUGCUAGUUCAUCACACGGUCUCUUUUGUCUGGGAUACAAAUAUCAGUAUCUAUAAUGGCAUGGCGGCCCAAAUUCGGAACGUGAUGGGUGACCCCAAUGCCGAUUUUGACAAGAGACAAGCGGG
Amoebophrya sp. A120 is the source of this 862-nucleotide messenger RNA. The record is from the annotation of a GenBank genome assembly. Lineage: Eukaryota; Dinophyceae; Syndiniales; Amoebophryaceae.